CUUCUCGAUCGUUGCUUUCGGUAGAAUUUCACCUACCUCGUCCCUUUGUUGGUCCCACAAACGUACACGGAGGCUUCGUGUCAGUCAAGGUCCAAGUGGAGUGCAAGGCAUGACGACGCAGAAUGAAAAUCAGCUUCAAGCUUCGGUUGCAGAUGAAGCUCGCCAGCAACAGCUGUUUCAUAAGACUCCCUUGAUUAAAUCUAUUCCAAUCUCCAAAAUCGUCGGUAAAGAUGUUUAUAUCAAAUUAGAUGCCCUGCAGGCAUCCGGAUCUUUCAAAGACCGUGGUAUGGGACACUUGUGUUCGACGCUGCAAGCGCAAGGCGUACGCAAAGUUAUUUCGAGUUCUGGUGGCAACGCUGGAUUGGCCGUCGCGACAGUUGGACAAAAGCUCGGCAUCGAAGUCUCUGUGAUUGUUCCGACUACCACGAAGCCUAUGGUGAUCGAGAAACUCCAAUCUCUAGGAGCGCAGGUGACAGUACACGGUGAAAACUGGAAUGCUGCGGAUUCCUUGGCGAGACAAAAAGUGGCAGAGAGUUCGAUGAAUACUGCGUAUGUAUCGCCGUACGACAAUCCACUCUUGUGGACGGGACAUUCGACCCUUGUUGAUGAGGUUUUAGACCAGCUUGAACGUAAUUUGGGUGCGAUCAUCGUGAGUGUGGGCGGCGGUGGCCUACUUUGCGGGAUUUUGGAAGGUCUGGCGCGACGAGGUUGCCCGCCGACCACCGUGAUUGCGGCAGAAACGCAGGGCGCUGCUUCGUUUGGAAAAGCCCGGCAACAAGGGAAAAUUGUCCGACUGAAGGCCAUUGACAGUAUUGCAACUUCCUUGGGCGCCCUGGAAGUGGCGCCGGCCGUUUUGAAACUCUCGAAAGAGCACGAAGACGCUGGUGGCAGAGUUUUAGAUGCGCUCUGUACGGAUGCCGAAGCCGUUGAUGCGUGUUUACGUUUCGCACAAGAUCAUCGGAUUUUGGUGGAACCAGCUUGUGGUGCGGCUUUGGCCGUGGCAUACACGGAACGUCUGCGCAACGAAUGCUUGUCGCAAAUCACCGAUGGCCCGAUUGUUCUGGAAGUUUGUGGGGGCAGUGGAGUCAGCGUUGACUUGCUACACCAAUGGAAGGCUCAAUUCCUACUUUAGCUUAGGAUCAGAGCGAGCACACUGGAUUGUUUACACCAUAAAUUGACCUAACGUGUUUAUCGCAGGUAAUCACAUUGUGUUCCGAGGAAUUGGGAAUGCACAGCAUAUAUUUUAGAAAGGGUCAUCGAGACUAGAGAUAGUAAAUUGAGGGCCAGUCUGCGAUUGUGUUUCCAGCUGGCCAGGUACUUUUGCUCGAUGCUCUUUACUUUGGGUGCUGAGUUUGUAUUACGUACAAGAAAAGAGACACGACUCAACUACCCAACUCUCUUGCGGAGCCGAAAGACGGAAACAGCAACACAGUUUGGCUGUGUUAGAGUGUAUCGUGUACCUUCGAGCGGAAAGUAAGCACGAAUAGAUACUACUAGUUAACCAACUAUAAGAGCAAGUUGUCCAGUCAAUAAAA
Molecule: messenger RNA, 1535 nt
Organism: Phaeodactylum tricornutum CCAP 1055/1
Lineage: Eukaryota; Bacillariophyta; Bacillariophyceae; Surirellales; Neidiaceae
Gene: L-SD
Product: l-serine ammonia-lyase
Exons: 1
Coding region: 110-1132 (340 amino acids)
Biological process (GO): L-threonine catabolic process; L-serine catabolic process
Molecular function (GO): threonine deaminase activity; pyridoxal phosphate binding; L-serine ammonia-lyase activity
Source: RefSeq, a predicted model, not a curated record